Molecule: messenger RNA, 1469 nt
Organism: Cricetulus griseus (Chinese hamster)
Lineage: Eukaryota; Metazoa; Chordata; Mammalia; Rodentia; Cricetidae
Source: RefSeq, a predicted model, not a curated record
CUGCCACUGGUUCCUGUCAAGCGGCCGCGACAUGAGUUGCUGUUGGGAGCCGCGGGGGCCGGCCCCGGAGCCGGACAGCCGCAGGCGACUCCGGGAGCUUUGCUGCAGGCGGGACCUCCAAGGUGUUCUUCCCUUCAAGCCCCAAUCAUGUUGCUCUCAGGACACGAAGGAGAAGUGUACUGCUGCAAGUUUCACCCCAAUGGAUCCACCUUGGCAUCUUCAGGAUUUGACCGACUCAUAUUAUUGUGGAAUGUCUAUGGUGACUGCGAUAACUAUGCCACAUUGAAGGGACACAGUGGAGCAGUAAUGGAGCUGCAUUAUAACACAGAUGGCAGCAUGCUCUUCUCAGCAUCGACAGAUAAAACUGUGGCUGUGUGGGAUAGUGAAACAGGCGAGAGGGUUAAAAGGCUGAAGGGUCACACUUCCUUUGUGAACUCAUGUUAUCCAGCCAGACGGGGCCCACAGCUUGUCUGCACUGGCAGUGACGAUGGUACAGUUAAGCUUUGGGACAUCCGCAAGAAAGCAGCUAUCCAGACAUUUCAGAACACAUACCAGGUGUUAGCUGUGACCUUCAACGACACAAGUGAUCAGAUUAUCUCUGGUGGAAUAGACAACGAUAUCAAGGUUUGGGACCUGCGUCAAAACAAGUUAACCUAUACCAUGAGAGGCCAUGCAGAUUCUGUCACCGGCCUGAGUUUAAGUUCUGAGGGAUCUUAUCUCUUGUCCAAUGCAAUGGACAAUACAGUGCGAGUCUGGGAUGUCCGGCCCUUUGCUCCCAAAGAGAGAUGUGUGAAGAUAUUUCAAGGAAAUGUGCACAACUUUGAAAAGAACCUCCUCCGGUGUUCUUGGUCACCUGAUGGAAGCAAGAUAGCUGCUGGCUCAGCAGACAGGUUUGUGUACGUAUGGGACACCACCAGCAGAAGGAUCCUGUAUAAGCUGCCUGGCCAUGCUGGCUCCAUCAAUGAAGUGGCUUUCCACCCUGACGAGCCUAUCAUCCUCUCAGCAUCCAGUGAUAAGAGGCUGUAUAUGGGUGAGAUCCAGUGAAGAUGUGGAUGGAAGGCUCCCAGGCUGUGUGACCUGAGACUCCAGCUGCACGACUGGCCAGAGUCAGAUGGUGUCCCGGCUGAUCUGCCUUCAGAUGACAGUCACUAGCAAGCAGCUGGGGGUGAUGGCCAUACUCCAGCAACCACUUGUACCCCAUUUACCAGAACAACUGUGGCCUCUGGUACCACUUGCCAGAUUUCAGGGAUUGGUCUCUUUUUAAAAAAUAAGAUUUCUUCAGAGGGACAAACAUUAGUUUGAGGUCUCCUGUUUUUUAAUCUAUGCUGGAGACAGGAAAUGUCAAUUGAAAUGUGUUAGUUGGAUUUGUUUUCUGUUUUAUUUUAAAUUGAGUAACUGGCUUGUAUAUUUUUCUUUCUGUGUUUGAGUAUUUUGUAUUAAAAAUCCAAACAGAUACCUUUUUGCAAGAA